AUGGGGUCUCUGCAUAGCGUGCCGUUUUUUAGUCACUUUAUUGGAUUUUUCUUGUCCUACCCACAUUAUAAGCCACCGUUGAAUCCUGUAAGCUACCAAGUAUUAAAAUGUCUGUUGAAGCAUUUGGAUCCGAAUUCGAGAUUCAAAAUUUCUAUGUCGUGUCCUUCGAUUCGAAAACUAGAAAAAUCGAUUACUUUGUACGUAAAGUGUCUGAAAUUAACUGAUUAUUAUGUUACGGUAAACCAGGACACCUAUCAAUUAAAUGUUGCUAAUCGAAAGAAGGAUUUUCAAUUUGAUAUCGACCCAACAAAUCACCCUGAUGCCAGUGAGAUAGAGCAAGAUCCAAAUGAAAUACUAAUUGACAACGUGAGAAGAUAUCGGGCACCAGAACACGAGGGGGAACCAACAGAACUUUCAAGAUUUAUGGAAGAGAUACAUGCGACUGGUCUUAAGCUCGAUCAACAUGUGGGAAAACUUUUUCGCUUACUUAAUGGCGAAAAUGUCAUUCGUCUGAAAAUGGGUGGAAGGGUUGAAGUAUUCAAUUACGAUCGGAAAAUGCAUGAAGCUUUGAAGUACCUACUCGGAAAGCUAUUCGGAGGAAGAACUGUAAAAGUGAACCGAUUCGCGAUUGAAUUGGACGAAGAUCCUGACGAGAUUUUUGUCAACUUGAAAGAGUUUAAAGAUAUCGAUAGACCUGAACUAUCAUCCUAUCAUAUCUUGCUCACAGCCAGACCGAGCAGGGAAGACUUAAGCAAUGAGAGGAAGCUUCACGAGGCAACGAAGUAUUUACUCAAGAAAUUAUUCGGUGGAAGAGUUAUCGUCAAAGUUGAUGAGCUUUCUAUUGAUUGUCGACCUGUACUACGAACCCCGGCAAGUUUGAAGUUUCAAAUCCAUAACUUGCAAUUAUCGUGUAUGGAUAAUAAUCAACUCUUUGAGGCGAUUAAACCAAUACUGGACUUUUCCACACCCCUGAGCUCUAUUACUCUCCAGUUUGGCCAUCAGAUCAAUUUUGAGGAUCUAAUUAUCCGAUCCACGGAAAUUAUGUACUUUGAAGGCUACUUUUUACUUCUAGAUAAAGACCUGGACAACUUGAAUGAGCUCCGUCACAAACGAGUCCAUUUAUCUAUCAAACCUUAUUCCCGAUGGCACAAUGUCUCACGGCUAAUAGACAAUCGGAUUGAGGUUGGACGAGAAGCUGGUUUUUAUUAUUCGCUUGAAAUGAAUAAAAAAAGCAGAGCAAGGGAGAUUUUGGAGACAGUAAUGAUUAAUCAUAAAGAGAGGAUUAUUGAGAGACCAAACGAGGAUCCAAACAGCGUUCCACUUCGUAUGAAAAAUUCCUUGGGCCUUCAUAUCAGCUACGAGUUACGUGAAAAGUAUUGUUUAAUGCAUCUCAGAGUUCAACCACGAUACUGA
Caenorhabditis elegans is the source of this 1413-nucleotide messenger RNA. It is a transcript of the gene fbxc-9, whose product is annotated as F-box domain-containing protein. The transcript is spliced from 4 exons. The record is from RefSeq and is marked reviewed. NCBI's taxonomy places the organism in Eukaryota, Metazoa, Nematoda, Chromadorea, Rhabditida, Rhabditidae. Bases 1 to 1413 code for a protein of 470 amino acids.